This is a messenger RNA of Humulus lupulus (European hop), 2353 nucleotides long. RefSeq names its product cationic amino acid transporter 1-like. Gene Ontology annotation, molecular function: L-lysine transmembrane transporter activity; L-glutamate transmembrane transporter activity. The transcript is spliced from 2 exons. Gene Ontology annotation, biological process: amino acid transport; transmembrane transport. The record is from RefSeq and is a predicted model, not a curated record. Lineage: Eukaryota; Viridiplantae; Streptophyta; Magnoliopsida; Rosales; Cannabaceae. Gene Ontology annotation, cellular component: plasma membrane. The coding region runs from base 373 to 2163 and encodes 596 amino acids.
AAACCAAACAAAAAAAGUCUCCUAUUACCACUAUUAUUAUCAAGCUUCGGGAGAAAAAAUAAAUCUUUUUUUUAUCAUUUAAAUACAUCAUCUUGAAUUCUGUGCUCCAAUUUAAAUCUAAAUUAUUAUUAUUAUCCAAUUAUCGAUGUCAGGCUUCUUGUUUGAAUUAAUUAUAUCGAUUGUGAUAGUUUUGGAAUUUUUUAAUAGAUUCUCACAUGUGUUUUUGCUUUAAAAUCCAGUAGCUAUUUCAAGCCUUCAUUCUUGUGGUUAGUGUUGUAUGAAUACUCACAACCGCAUUUUCUCUUCCUUUCAUCCUCAAAUUUUCUCAGGAAACAAACAGAGGUCGAGCGAUUCAAAAUAUUCUCAGUGAGAAUGAGGGUCGACGACGCUGUAAAUAAUGAAGGUGCGAAGAGGAGAAGAGGAUGUUCGUGCUCAAAAGACGAUUUUCUCCCCGAGGAGUCGUUCAAGAGCUGGGGCAAUUACGUAAAAGCGCUGAAAGAGACUCCGAAUCGGUUAAAGGAUCGGGUGGUGACCCGAUCCAUGGACGAAACGGAGCUGGUGAAGAUGAAGAGUCGGAGCGAGAACGAGAUGAAGAAGACACUGAAUUGGUGGGACCUGAUGUGGUUGGGGAUGGGAGCGGUGAUCGGCGCCGGAAUAUUCGUUCUCACCGGAGUCGAAGCCAAGGAAUCUGCCGGCCCCGCCAUCGUCUUAUCCUACGUCGUUUCGGGUCUCUCCGCUUUGCUUUCUGUUUUUUGUUAUACUGAAUUUGCCGUUGAGAUUCCAGCUGCGGGUGGUUCUUUUGCCUAUCUAAGAGUGGAACUCGGGGACUUCGUGGCAUUCAUAGCAGCCGGCAACAUCAUUCUGGAAUACAUUAUCGGUGCAGCCGCAGUGGCUCGAUCAUGGACCUCCUACUUCGCCACUCUAUGCAACCACAACGCCAAUGACUUCCGCAUCAAAGUCGACAGCCUCCCCGAGGACUACAGCCACCUCGACCCCAUCGCCGUCGUCGUCCUCGCCAUCAUAUGUGUCAUCGCAGCGCUUAGCACCAAGGGCUCAUCUCGCCUAAACUACGUCGCUUCGAUCGUCCACAUUGUGGUGAUUGUAUUCAUCAUCAUCGCUGGCCUCACCAACUCCAACACAGCUAACUACACGCCAUUUGUACCCUUUGGCCCCCGUGGCAUCUUCAAAGCCUCGGCGGUGAUCUUCUUCGCCUAUCUCGGGUUCGACUCCGUGGCAACCAUGGCUGAGGAGACCAAAAACCCCGGUCGAGACAUCCCCAUCGGGCUAGUCGGGUCAAUGGUGAUCACGACUGUGUUGUACUGUUUGUUAUCCUCAACACUGUGCCUAAUGCAGCCAUACAAACAGAUAGACAAGGAUGCACCCUUUUCUGUGGCGUUUGAGGCUGUUGGAAUGGACUGGGCAAAGUAUCUAGUAGCUGCUGGGGCCUUGAAGGGCAUGACGAGUGUGUUGUUGGUCGGAGCAGUGAGCCAGGCUCGUUAUGUAACACACAUAGCUCGGAGUCAUAUGAUCCCUCCAUGGCUAGCUAAAGUGAACAAGCGAACUGGGACUCCUAUCAAUGCCACUGUGACCAUGCAGGUUGCCACAGCCGCAGUAGCCCUAUUCUCCAAGUUAGAGAUUCUCGCCAGCCUCCUCUCAAUCUCAACGCUCUUCAUUUUUAUGCUUGUGUCCACGUCCCUCAUCAUACGGCGGUACUACGUUAGUGGGGUCACGAAUAAAGUCAACAGAAGCAAGCUCAUUCUCUGCUUAGUGGUUAUUCUCGGCUCUUCAGCAGCUACAUCUGUUUAUUGGGCCAACAGCGAGGGUUGGGUUGGGUAUGUGAUUUCUGGACCUUUGUGGUUUUUGGGUACUUGGGUGCUUUGGACUUUUGUCCCACAAGCCCGGACCCCCAAAAUCUGGGGUGUCCCUUUGGUGCCUUGGUUGCCUUCUGGUUCAAUAGCCAUUAAUAUCUUCCUUCUUGGGUCUAUAGAUAAAGCCUCGUAUGUGAGGUUUGCUUUGUGGACUGGGGUUAUGUUGGUGUACUAUUUCUUAUUUGGAUUACAUGCUUCUUAUGAUAGUGCCAAGGAAUAUGAGAAUAAAAUGGUGGAGGGAAAUGCGUCUUCAGUGGUCAAAGAUUCUGAGUCUGGUAUUGUUCCUAAAAGUUAGUUCAAUUUCUUUUUAUGUAGUGAGGUUUUUAAUGUAUAUUAAUGUUGUACGACUCUGCUUCUCAUGCUGUGAUUUUAAUUUUUCUUUUUGAAUAACUUGCAAUACUAGUCUAGGUUUUAAUUUUUUGGUUUUUCUCCUUCUAUUGUGAAGUACUAUUGAGAUAUAAUUAAUAUGAUUAUUUGCUUGUUAA